Messenger RNA from Misgurnus anguillicaudatus (oriental weatherfish), 2633 nucleotides. NCBI's taxonomy places the organism in Eukaryota, Metazoa, Chordata, Actinopteri, Cypriniformes, Cobitidae. The record is from RefSeq and is a predicted model, not a curated record.
CCGGUUUUCCCGGGAUUGUUCUCUUUUUUGAGUCACAGUCCCGGAAAAUGUAUAUUCUUUCCCGGGACACGAAUUGUCCCGGUUUUUUGUGAAAAUGUACUUUUAAAGCAGAAUUUCCUGGUUUAAAAUUAAAGUGUUUCCUUCUACUGUUUCUGUGUUCAUCCAAUCAUGUGUCCGUAACCGGGCAAAAUAAAACAGGUAACACGGUGGAUUGGCCAGGCGUUUACUUUUAUUUGAUUGGAAGCUCAACUUAUCGCCUAGCAACUACCUGUGCUGGCGGUUGGUCGCACGCGUCGCAUCCACAGAUUCCACACACACAUCCUAGAUGAAAGUUUGAGUUAGGUUGCUAGACUAGUCAGCUUGUAAAACGAUCGAUUUACUCAGUUUUGUGAAAUGGAGGGAGAGACAGACGAGGAGGAUAAUAACACAACAAAAUCGGGUAAGCCACCAGUGUCAAAAAAAAAAAGAUUUACAACCUACAACUCGGACUGGGCGAAAAGAGAAAACUUUUCAGAAUGGGUAAGGCCAACCCAAGGAGACCCGUUCUCCGCUACCUGUGUUUUGUGUCAUGCUAAAAUUUCAGUUAAAUAUGAAGGAAAAACAGCGCUGGAAAAUCAUGCAAAAACAAAGAAGCACCAGAGUUUUGCAUUAAGUAAACGCAAAAAUGUUGCCAUUGCAACGUUUAUGACAAAGAAAGGUUCACCAGAAGAAGAAAGGAUAGCAGUAGCUGAGCUUAGCAGUGUAUACCAUGGAGUGCUUCACGGCCACAGCUACUUAUCUACAGAUUGUGGUAAUAAAGUAAAUGCAAAAAUCUUUCAUGACUCAAGUAUUGCCACAAAAAUGUCAUGUGGAAGAACAAAAAGCGAAGCUUUAGUUCAAAACGUCCUAGCACCUUACAGUCAGGAGCGUUUAGCUACAGAACUGAAAAAUACCCCAUAUUUUUCUGUCUGCUCUGAUGCAUCAAACUCAGGGAGCGCUAAACUUUAUCCAUACACAGUCCAAUAUUUCCAUGAAGAUGAGGGUGUUAAAUAUGGGCUAUUGGAUUUUUACGAAGACCCCCAUGAAACCAGCAGAGCUAUCUACAAACAAAUUUUGGAUAUCACAGAAGCAAAUGGCUUGUGUGUCAGCCAGAUCAGUUCAUAUGGUGCUGACAAUGCAUCUGUAAAUUUUGGCAAGCAUAAUUCUGUAUUUCAAAAACUGAAAGAAGUCACUCCACACAUCAUAAAGGGUAACUGCAAAUGCCACUUGAUCCACAACACCCUGAAAAACGCAAACAGAAUUCUCAGCGCUGCAGGUUAUGAUGUUGAAUCCAUUGUCCUAAAAAUGUACAGUGAAUUCUCAUGCUCAGCCAAAAAAGUAGAAUCUCUGAAAGAAUUUUGUGUGUUUACUUCAGUACAGUACAAAGAGAUACUGAGGCAUGUUCCAACCCGUUGGUUAUCUCUAUUGCCUGCAAUUCAGCGGAUCCUGGAGUGUUGGCCUGCCCUCAAGUCUUAUUUUUUGUCACUGGGAAAGAAGGAUUGUCCUGACAUUAUCUGGAAGGUUGUAUGCAGAAGUGGUCCUGAUGCUGCCGACAGCAAUGAUGAGGAUGAUGUGACAGUCUCUGAAUGUUUCCUGUUGCUCAUGCACAAUGUAAUGCAGGAAUUUGACAGCGCAAUUCGGAAGUUGGAAAAUGAGAGUGCUACUCUACUGGAUGUUCAUGGAGUAAUUAGCCGAUUGCGCAGUCAACUAAUCUCACGUCGUGCAGACAGAUUUUAUGGUAGUAAAACGAAGCAAGCAUUCCGAAAACUAAGUGCAAGAGCCCAAACAGAGUUUGCAACACUGGUCGACAGCUUCUUUGAAAAGGCUGUUCAAUACCUAGAGGCUAACUUUGAUUUUGAUGAUCCAGUUAUGUCUAACGCUAGCUGUCUGGGACUGAGUGGUCCAAUGGAAUGGGAUGCUCUGGAGCGACUGGUUGACAAAUUAGCUUUGAGCAUUGAUGAAGACAAACUGUAUCAGGACUACACUGUACUGAACAAUGUAUUUGAAAGCAUCCCAGAAGAGCUGGCACCAGACAAGAAAUGGGCUUUUUUUUUCAAGAAGGAGAAAGCAGCAACUGAAUUGCUCAAAGUGGUAUCAUUUGUUUUUUCUGUCCCUGUCAGCAACGCCUAUGCUGAGCGUGUAUUUAGCCACAUGGAGGAUGUCUGGUCAGACAAAAGGAACAGGAUGUCAGUGGGGUUGGUCAAAGCUGAACUUCAAGUUAGAUUAAACUUUAAAUUAUCAUGCUUGGAGUUUAAAGCAUUCAUUGAGGGACAGCCGAGACUUCUGCAGGCAGCAAAAAGUGAUCAGAAAUACACAUGGAAAAAGAGAAAGGAGUCCAGAGUGAGUGCAUCUACAUCAGGGAGUGCAUCUAUGUCAGGGAGUGCAUUUAUGUCAGGGAGUGCAUCUACUUCAGGGAUAGCAUCUACAUCAGGAAGUGUAUCUACAACAGGGAGUGCAUCUACGUCAGGACAAAUAUAGGUAAGAGAGGGAAUAGAGUCCUACAACUGUUAACAUAGUAUAUUUGCAAAUAUGAGUUGACCCCCCUCCAAAAAACAAAACAAAAAUACAUUUCAUCUGAGUGUCCCGGUUUUUCACAAAUCAAAGGUGGCAACCCU